AUGGAUGUGGCACACCUUGAUCGUAUAUUGAGUAAUUCACAAAAGUUCCGUCAAACACGAUUAAAAAUCGAUAUCGUGCGCAAAUGCAAGAAUCCACUGGUGAACAUCCAAACGCAAUAA
Ambispora leptoticha is the source of this 120-nucleotide messenger RNA. NCBI's taxonomy places the organism in Eukaryota, Fungi, Glomeromycota, Glomeromycetes, Archaeosporales, Ambisporaceae. The record is from the annotation of a GenBank genome assembly.